GAACUCACCCUUGAGGGUUUAACAUUCCUUCUCCGCUACUUAGCCAUACAGUGGAAUUCCACAGCCGCCUACAAAUUGAGAAGUACCCGAUGGAACGAGAAUCCAAUAAAUGCUCGGCUAGACAGUGGUGGCGUUUGUACCAGAUGCUGCGAUAAUUCCUUCCUCGCACUAAAGAGGAGGGACGGCGGGAGAGGCGGAGAGUAAGUUGCACAACACUUCUUCGUCUAGUGGAACGCCCCAGGGAAGGGAAAGAACAGAUUCACUAAGCACGAACGAGGAGAAGCCUAAAAUAAGGACCAGGUUUGGAACAGAGUAAUGGUGGAUAUGUCUAAUCUAGGACAAAGUAUUUUUAAUUAUCUCUGAUGUGGUUAGGUUUGCAAACGUGUAUGAAGUAAGUCGCUGCAAACUAGGAGAAACUUAAAUUUUCCGAUAUAAAUCCAUAUGAGACUAGCAAACCCAAUAGAGUUUAAUAUGUAUCCCACAUGCGCACUGGGCCAGUUUCAGAUCGUUAUUAACGGUAAAAUCAUGUAUGAUUCUGUGUUCCAAAAUUCUUAGGUAACGUAAGUUUUUAUUUCCCAUAAGCCAUAAUUACACUCUUCUCUAUUGCUGGUUGUUUUCCUCGCAGAGCUCGGCUGCAAGCUGCCAGUCAAGGCCACCCAGUUUAUUUCAUGAAAAUGCCAAAUAAAGGGAGUAUCAGCUCUUGUCACCCAGAUGAAGAAUCUAAACAACACAGCGAAAAAUUCCUUCGCUACAGCUGUUUCAACCAGAAAUAUAUUGUUCCAAAGAUGUUUUAUUUCUUUUACUUUGCUGGACUUGGCGCCAUACUGCCAUUUUUGCCCUUGUUCUAUAAACAAUUAGGUCUACCGGCCAAACAGGCCGGAAUCAUUUCCGGUAUUCAACCAUUCAUAUCGUUCGUAUUUACCCCAAUGUGGGGAGCGUUAUCGGACAAGACCAAGAGGGGAAAACUGGUAUUCGUGAUUUCGUUCAUUGCUUCAGUAGCUGUUGGAAUAGCUUUUCUGCUAACUCCAAUGCCAACAUGCAAACACAAAAUGAGAGGAGACAUUCAUCGGGAAUCAACAUCUGCGAGAAAUCAGUCUGUUAUUAAAAACAUGUAUCAGUUGAUAUCAGAAUCACAGAAUGUUUACCGAUGGUCAAUAGGAAGGGAAGAACAGAAUGAUUUUCUUGUACUCAGUGACGAGCAAGCCGGUCGCCAGAACAAAUUCGAUGUAUUUUUAUACCUGCUGUUAGUCAGUUUAUUUGGUACACUAUUCUCGUGCCCAGGCCUUGCUCUUGGUGAUGCUGCUGCUGUAUGCCUCUUGCGGAGUAACAACGAUAUACAUCAGUAUGGAAAACAGAAAAGAUGGGCCUCAAUAGGGUGGGGUUUGGCUGCGUUUAGUUUCGGUGCAAUGGUGAGUGACAAAUAUUUGUGUCCGUUGGUACCUGGACAAAAAAGAACUAUUGACUACAGUUUAUGUUUUUGUGGCUCCAUUUCAUUGAAGCUUUUAGCUCUUUUUUCAGGGCUUCGGCUUGAUUUCGGUUUAAACGGUACAGAUAGUACUGAUGACACGGUAAGGGAAAAGCACAUUGGUGUUAUGGCAGCGUUAGAAGCAGUGAGUCGUCCUCGUUACUUGGCAUUCUUUGUAAUUGUUCUUUACAGUGGAAUGACUUUUGGCAUGAUCAUGGGAUUCCUUUUUUGGCAUUUGGAAGACUGUUCUUCCCCACAGAUAAUGUUUAGCAUAAUACCUGUUGUGAGAUGUAUUGCAGACGUCAUAGUGUACUCAGUGUCCCCUCACGUUAUAACUAAAAUAGGUGUGCAUAAUUUGCUAUACCUUGUGUUGGCGUCUUAUGUGGUGCGAUUGACAAGUUAUGUACUCAUUACCAAUCCGUGGUGUUACCUUGCCCUUGAAGUUUUGUCAGGAUUAACUUCUGCAGGAGGCUGGGCGGGAUUUGUGACGUAUAUUGCAUAUAACUCCGUGGAAGGAGCCCCUGCCACUUUACAAGGUGAAAACUUGCAUUUCUGACCCCUGAGUUAUGUGUUUUAAGAAGUACGUACACUUUUAGAGCUAAAAUAUAUACCAGUGACCUGUCUUGAUAAAAAUAUAUACCAGUAGCCUGCCUUGAUAAAGAGCGAUUCUGGUAGUACCAGUAAAUAGGGGCUUCAACAAAAUAGUUGUCAGUUUAUAAAACCUGCGAGGAAAUGCAAAAUGAAGCAAAGUAUGGUUUAACUUGGUUUUGACGUGAAGCGACGUUCCCUUCUUUACAAGUCUGUUGUUCCAUUUUAAACCAGUCAUAAACUACAUCUGUUGAUAAGCAUUUCUAAUUCUUCAGUAAAUUUGAAUUGUUGUUUAAAAAACAAGGACUUUAGACAAACGACCUAUGGAAGCUUUCUAUCCUCAAUUCACGGGGGCCAUGUUGCUUUUCUCAACAGGUAUGCUCCACGGUGUGUAUCAUGGAGUAGGUCAUGGACUAGGGCGAGUAAUAGGAGGUUUUCUCUUCAGUAGCUAUGGAGCUCAAGUAACAUUCUCUAUAUUUGGUGGCCUCGGGUUAAUUAUGCUAUUAAUGUUUGGGUCAGUUAACAAAAUAUUCGAAGAUAAAUCAAAUGAUCAAAGUUAG
Molecule: messenger RNA, 2613 nt
Organism: Pocillopora meandrina
Lineage: Eukaryota; Metazoa; Cnidaria; Anthozoa; Scleractinia; Pocilloporidae
Source: the annotation of a GenBank genome assembly